Messenger RNA from Papaver somniferum (opium poppy), 1595 nucleotides. RefSeq names its product putative casein kinase II subunit beta-4. The transcript has 5 exons. Gene Ontology annotation, molecular function: protein kinase regulator activity. Bases 244 to 1134 code for a protein of 296 amino acids. Gene Ontology annotation, cellular component: cytoplasm; protein kinase CK2 complex. NCBI's taxonomy places the organism in Eukaryota, Viridiplantae, Streptophyta, Magnoliopsida, Ranunculales, Papaveraceae. The record is from RefSeq and is a predicted model, not a curated record.
AUUCUCUUCUUCUUCUCUUGUUUGAGUUUCUGCAUCUCUCUCUACUCUUUCCAUCCCCCAAAAUGAUCAAUUUUCAAAAUCAAAUCUAGGGUUUCCUGUAAAUCUGAUUGAAUUUCUCACACCAUCAAUAAAUUUUCUAACCCUUUUUGAUUUUUUUUCAAAAAAAAAAAAAAAAACAGUUAUUAAAAAAGAUUCAAUCUCUUUUCAUAUGAGAGAUUUCUAGAGAAGAAGAAGAUCCAAUCAAUGUAUAAAGACAGUAGAGGUGGUGGUGGAUCCUCAAGAUCAGAAAUAGGUAUUGAUAGAAAGAAAAUUAAUGAUGCUUUAGAUAAACAUCUUGAGAAAUCAUCUCCUGCAUCAACUUCCAAAAACAACAGAACAACAAUUCCUUCUUCUUCUUCUGGUAAACAACAACAACAAAUUGAUGAUAGAACAGCAGCAGCUUCUUUCCUUAAGAAGAAUAACAGCAGCAACAACAACAACACCAACAACAACAAGUGUUCUGAUGCUGAGGAAUCGGAAUCAGACAGUGAAGAGUCAGAUGUUAGUGGUUCUGAAGGGGAUGACACAUCUUGGAUAUCAUGGUUUUGUAAUUUGAGGGGGAAUGAAUUUUUCUGCGAAGUGGAUGAUGAGUAUAUUCAAGAUGAUUUUAAUCUUUGCGGAUUGAGCAGCCAAGUUCCUUAUUACGAAUAUGCACUUGACUUGAUACUGGAUGUUGAAUCCUCUCAUGGUGAUAUGUUCACUGAAGAACAAAAUGAGUUGGUUGAAUCUGCAGCAGAGAUGCUGUAUGGUCUCAUCCAUGUCAGAUACAUAUUAACCACUAAAGGGAUGACUGCUAUGAUGGACAAGUAUAAGAACUAUGACUUUGGGAGAUGCCCUAGAGUUUAUUGCUGUGGACAACCCUGCCUUCCAGUUGGACAGUCAGACAUUCCUCGGUCAAGUACAGUGAAAAUCUACUGUCCCAAGUGCGAAGAUAUAUACUAUCCCAGAUCCAAAUAUCAAGGCAACAUCGACGGAGCUUAUUUUGGGACCACAUUUCCUCAUUUAUUCUUGAUGACGUACGGACACCUGAAGCCGCAAAAGGCAUCUCAAAGCUAUGUUCCAAGAGUAUUUGGCUUCAAGCUUCACAAGCAAUGAGCAGGAGCAGUAAAGCUAUGCUAUGGUUGACUUCCAGUAUCCCACCAUUGUAAUUCUACUGUUGCUCACUGUGGUCGUGGUUCUUACUUGCUCAGGUAGAGUUCAGAAAUACCUCAAAAAUUUGCAAUUGGCUUCGCCUAUUUUAGAUGUUAUUGGAAAAUAUUUGAAGAAGUGAUUGAACCUACCUGUUGAACUGAUUACAUCGAAAGCAAAACCCAAAAAAGAAAAAGAAAAAAAAAAGAGAACCACUUGUUGAACUGUAAGUUCCUUUACUAUAGCCUUUCAUUGAGAGAGCAUAUGUAAUUUUCCUUUUGCUUUUUGUUCAAAAGUGUUCGAAGUGCCCUCUUGUAUUGUUUGGUUAUUUACUACGCUUAGAUUAUUUCCCCCUUUUACUCUUUAUGAUUUUAAAGCUGAGAUUUACGCCGCUUGCUUCUGCAAUAGAUGAAGCAUUCUUAAAUAUA